Molecule: messenger RNA, 4230 nt
Organism: Penaeus indicus
Lineage: Eukaryota; Metazoa; Arthropoda; Malacostraca; Decapoda; Penaeidae
Gene: Ankle2
Product: ankyrin repeat and LEM domain-containing protein 2-like
Exons: 14
Coding region: 183-3275 (1030 amino acids)
Biological process (GO): negative regulation of phosphorylation
Cellular component (GO): endoplasmic reticulum
Molecular function (GO): protein phosphatase 2A binding
Source: RefSeq, a predicted model, not a curated record
AAGGUUCAGAAUUGGACUGCGUGAAGGUGUAGAACAACAGGAAUAAUUAACUAUCCGUAGAAAGGGAAGGGGAGGCCACAACCACUUGACAGACGGAAUGAAAGCUUGCAGAAUGUGACCUUUUCACUUCUUGCUCCAGCAAACGUCAACAAAGAUGAAGUGCUGAUACAGGCUAAAGCUUCAUGAGGAUGGCUGACUCUCAAUUCCUAGACAAGAUAGCCCAGCUGUCUGAUGAGGAGCUGAAAGCUGCUCUUGAAAAGCAUGGUGAAAAUAUUGGUCCAAUCACAUCAUCUACAAGAUACCUUUUUGAACGUCUCUUGCGGAAGAAGGAGGGCAAACCGGACAUUGGCGAUGCAGUGCCUAACAGUGUAGAAGGCAAAGAGGAUGGCACCACUGAAGGCUCCAGUGUCGGUAACAGUAAAGAGAAUGGAGGAUUAGCCUUGCAACCCCAGAAGCCAGAGGUGCAUGUUUACUUCGGUGUUUUUCCACCAGACAAUGUGGAUGUUUCUGGUGAUCCAGACUUCCAGUUGGUUUAUACUGACAAGAUGUCCUGCUUAGCCAUGAUGAAAAAGUACCGUGGUUCGCGCUUCAAAGCUUUUAGGUCAUAUGAAGAAGCACUCCAGUUUGCUGAAAAUGGACCGGAUGUUGCCAUAACGCAGGACACAAAUGGUCUGGAUGGCAAUGUAAAUGCUGAGCGACCAAGUCCUUUUCGGGGCCCCAAGUCACAAGACCUUGUCAAGUUUCGUAAAUCCAUAGAAAAGGAUGAUAUGAGUUAUUUCACAAAGUGCAUAAAUGAAAAUCCCAGAUAUCUUGUUAGCAGUGGGGACACACCAGCCAUCUUACAAGAAGGCUCACGAUACAAUGCUCUCCAUGUUGCUUGUCGUAACAACAGGGCCCAAUAUGCUGCAGAGGUGCUAUUGACAGUUUCGAAGGUUGACUUCUUCCAAAAGCUCUAUCCCGAUGACACCCUCGAGAGCUCAGAGAGAAGAAGCGCCUUCCUCUUGGACCUAUACUUGAACACCCCAGACAAAGGGCUAAAUGAAACCCCGCUGCACUUUGCCAGCAAGCACGGUUCUCUGGAAUGCGUGAAGACUCUGACGUCUUACCCUGCCUGUAACAAGGGGAGGAGGAAUAAGUUCGGACAGACGCCAUCCGAUAUCAUUUGUUCGCGUGUAAACAACUCGACAUCGAAGGUCAGAGAGGACAUCCAGUGUCUCCUUGGCGAGCAGUUUUACAUCCCACUCUUCAGGGACGAUGACCACUGUCUCCUGCCAGAGAUAGGUCGUCCGUGGUCCCCGAUCGUGGACUCGCCUACAAGUCCCCUGACGCAGGACCAGCUUCUGGUGUCGUCGUGUAGUUCUGCUAGCCCAAUGAGCCCUAUAAGUCCUUCAUUAAGGGUCCGAGGUUAUGCUGGCCCCAUGAGUCCCUCCCAAGCCGAGACUUUGUAUCGCUGCUGGAAAGAAAAUGCUGUGUCAUCGCCAACAAGGCAUUCAAAGGGACGAGUGGCGUCUCUGAGGCUCACUGACCAGGAUAAAGGGCUAGAGAGGAUAGGCAGGGAGUUGGCAGCAGACCAGGGCAUCUCAUGGAACGAGUACUGGGAAUUCCUAGGUGACUUUGCCAAUUUCCGAACUGAGCGAGGUUUGCAGAAGCUUGAAGUCUUCCUCAAGGACAAAUAUAAGAAGCUUAUGCAAGAGCGUGGGCAAAUUGCCGCAGAAGAACUAGCAAUGAAACUAAAUGAAGAAGUGAGAUGGAAGGAGGUGCAGUCACCUGCCGAAGGUGAAGGUGAUGCUAGCUUACCAAAGCUCAAUGACUCGCAUGUUAGCAACACCAGUCGGAGCACAAUGAGUGAACUCUGCCAAGAACUGGAGGCGCUUCGUUUGAAUGUCUCUCUUUCACCUCAGAAUGAUGGUCCAGGGUUUAAGAGUGCAAGCAGCAAAUUUUUGGAGAAUUGGAAGGAGAAAGAAGAGAGGCAAGAGAGAGGGCAGUUAGAAGGAACAUCACAGGCAGAAGAAGACCCAGCCUCAGAACAGCUCUCAUAUAUCAUGAAAUCCAUCCGUGUUGCUGCCCGUCGCUUGGCUGAAGUCUUGGGGGAUUUGGCACAAGACCUUCAAUCAAGUACAGUGGCCAAUUUCUCAGUUACAAAAACAAUAAGGACCAAAUUGAAACCAGAGAUCUUGUGUCUGAAGAAUGUUGUGAGCAAAUGUUGCACCAAAGAGUUAAAGACUGAGCUAGAGUUUGGCUUCAUCCAUGUUCUUCUGGCCUUUAAAGCCACAGAAACCAUCCAAGAGAAUUUGACAUCCUCUGAUAUAUGUACUCUAGCUGAGACACUGAAGGUGUUUGUGUCACACCUGAAUUUCAUACAAGUCCACUCAUCUGAUGAAGAAGAUGCUGCAAAGCCAGAUAUCACAUUAGAAGAAAAGAAAGUUGCAACUGAGCAUUUCAGCUGUGUUGUUAAGUGUCUGGAGAAGGCAUUGAACAUUGCCUACAAUAAUUGCAAUUCAGACAUGCAAGUCUGUGUCAGUGAGAAUGGGUUAAAGUUGCACCUGAUGCAGAUGGGUGACUGCAGGUGUAGGUGGGACAUCCAAAGUGAAGAACAUACACACAUCCCUAAGGCAGCAUCCACUCCAGCAACCACAACCAAGUAUGGGAAAGCAUUCAAUUUCCUUCAUCAGACACUGUUCAGCAAUAACAGAAAAAACUCUGAGGAGGCUCAAAGUCAAGCAAAAGAUGAAGCUAAAGAGGCUGUAGUGAAGAAAUUAACCUUUGAUGAAGAUGGAGAAGAAGUGAUUGAGGCAAGUCUAAGGAUCAGACAGAAUGGAGACAUAUCUGAGACUUUGGUCAACCACAGUGCAGCUGGGGCUAAAGAAGGAGAGAACACACAGGCAGCAGUUGACGAGAAAGGAGGUUAUGCUGGGGAUAAUGACAGUUUUGAAACUGCUCCUUCUUCAGUGCAUGAAGACAUGGUCACUCCUGAGGAAGGAAUCAAAGUCUAUAUGCAUGGCUUGGAGGCCAGUAAAGUAGAUGUGGACGUGAUGGCAGCCCUCGGGGACGCGAGGAUCAACGAGGAGAAGUUUCCCCACCUCGCACAGUGGUUCUUCUUGAUGUCUUCGCACAGCCCAGCGGAGAGGAACAGUUGGGCAUCUCCCUACUAUUGCCGAAGCAGGCGGGCGUCUACUGCCUUCUCCACCCUGUCUAAGCUGACGGAUACCGACUCCCCAGACAGCAGACGCAGGUCCUUCAUAGAUGCAGCUACACCGCGUAUUCUGUUCGCCUGAGGUUUUUUAUUUUAUUUUUGCGCUUGCGGACGAACUGAAUGAAGCCUUCAGAAGCUGACUGCCGAAGAAGUGUCGCCGAGAGCUAGUCUUUAUUCUUUCAUUUUUUUCAAUCCCUGUGUCGGUAUCAUUCUCGCUCGCAAGCUGUCCGAAAGAGAUUGAUGCUCUUAGUCAUGAUCGCAUUCGCUGGUAGAGAUGAGACGUGUUGAGUUGCGUUCAGAUAUGUAGCAUUUGUCAUGUUUAGCUUUUAUUUCACCUUUUUGAAUAAGCUACACUUAACAAACUUGCAUUUGUGUGUGGAGGGCUUGGGUGCACAGCCAUCUGAGAGAACAAAUUCUGCAACAAAAGUGUACAAAGCAUUUUCAGAAUCUGGUUUUGGAAAUGUAUGCAAACAAUAGCUACUUCAAUAUUUAUAUUCGAAAGUAUUUAUGGGAAUUAGCUGUAGUGUAUAAGAUAAUUAUUUUUCUUGAAGAGGUAUUCAAAAUAUAACAUGGUAUUUAUUUUAUCACACCUAUGUAGGGAUAUGUAUGGUCAAAUUACAUAUAUAUCUUCCAAUAAACCUAUGGUAUAAAUCUGUGUGACGGUUGUAUAAAUAAUUGAUAAAAUUCACAGCAAUAUCAAACAAUUAAAUUUGUCAGGGUAUGACAGAAAUAUAUAUUUUAAAAGUAUGAAAAUAAUCCAGUCCAGAGAAUCUAUAUUUUGAUUACGGAUGUAUUUAGAUACUCAAAUAUAUCUUCAUAUUGGAUGAAAUGUAGCAGAACUUUAUUGCGCAUGUAUAUAUAUGUAUUGCUUAUUUUUGUAAUUUGCUAAUCUUUCCAUGUUAUCUAGAGAGCAGUUACCUUCAAUAAUAAAAUUUAGUCAGUAGUUUUAAUGAGAGACAGUUAUUCCUUUUUUUCAUUCUUUUUUAUAAUACUUUACUUCCAGUGUUCGUAGGGAAUAAAGUUCUUGCUAAUCCACA